Habropoda laboriosa is the source of this 1272-nucleotide messenger RNA. Its product is annotated as protein grindelwald. The coding region runs from base 209 to 1036 and encodes 275 amino acids. The record is from RefSeq and is a predicted model, not a curated record. The transcript is spliced from 5 exons. Lineage: Eukaryota; Metazoa; Arthropoda; Insecta; Hymenoptera; Apidae.
UCCACCUCCAAUCUCGCAGCGCCCAUUCGCCGCCGACCAUCGGCGAGAUGCGAGGCGAUCGAUUUCGACCCGGAGGAGCACCAGCAUAUCCGCCAGCCUUGGACCGAACGAUUCGUCCUCAGCCGAUUCGCCGGAGGUGGAACAUGCCUCUGAUCCGGCAGGUUCCGUUCGAACGUCGCUGAGCGCAACAGAGUUUCCACCGCGCAACAUGAACGCAUCCAUGGGAUUAUUGCUCGCGGUCGGAUCGCUGCUGAUCGUACGCACCACCGCCACCGCCGAACUCCAAGGAGUCAAGUGCGGGGAUUAUCUGUGCGAUACCUCCCAAUACUGCAGCUCCCACAGCAAAGAUUGCCAACCGUGCAGCUCCGUGUGCAACAUUUCCAGCGGCAAAUACGACGAGGAAGAAUGCAUGACCGACUGUCGAGAUUACCUGCGCGACAAGCGAUACGUUCUCCUCAAGCAAUACGAAAAGUUGCGAGGAGAGGUCGGAAAAUUGUGGAUUCUAGCCGGGAUAUCGACCGCGAUCGCCUUGCUGUCGCUGCUAUCGACCCUCUACCUGUUCGCGAGCAAGUUCACACGAUGGCAAAAGAUGCGGGACGCGACAGCACGGUCUUUCGCUGGCAAGUGGGUAAAGAGAACGGCCGACGGUGGCAGCACCGGCGGCAGCGGCAACGGCAACAGCAGCAGCAACAACAACAACAACAACAACAACACCAACACCAAGAAUAAUCAAGAAAAACAACGGAGGGCGCAAAACGACGUAGAAUCGGGCACGUCGAAACACAACGGGCUAAAGUUGACGAUGCCGACGAUCAGCGCGAGCGUCGCUCCGUCCCGACACGUGGAGAACGGAAGCGCGACCAGCAGCGGCAGUCGGAGCGGAAUCGAAAACGCGACGCCAAACACCAGCAGCACCACUCUCUCUCGAAGGCAUCCCAGCGAGGACACCACCCUCGACUAUGCGUACGACAAUCCGGCGAUGACACCGAGCCCGGAAUCCGUUCAACUCCGUACCAAACGCGAGAGUUCCUUCUGAGAGAUCCAGACUGUACAUAGUAUAUAAAGAGAGAGAGAGACUAAUCUUAAGUACACUUAACCGCGCGUGCGAAAAAUCACGCGACACUCUACAGACCACCCUUAUCAGCCAUUCCGUCCAUGAAAGGCCUUAGCUAGCGAACGCCCGCUCGCAACGAGGUCGGGCUUCGCAUAGGUCAGCGACGGCACGCGCGACCGAUAAUUCGGAGGUCGGAGAAGCUCAAUUCUCUAAUGCUC